AUGGUGACAGCAGGAGUAGUUGAGGCACCAGCCUCGUCGACCAAGAAGCCAUCGUCGACCUCAACCUCAACCUCAACCUCGACGUCUCUGUCGCUGUCGCUGUCAUCCAAAUAUCUACCACCAGUGAGACUGCCGGAGCCAUGGAAGACCACCUACGAGAUCCGAGUGGUGUCCGAGACGGACAACUUGCCAGUCCUAAGUCUCGCCCUGGCCGAGACGCAACUCCCCAACGCAAAUCUCCCCCCGACACCGUUGCAUCACGACUCCUUGACCUUCAGCGACCUCACCAACGAGCCGGACGCGUUUGUCCCCGUUGCGGGCGACAACUCGGCAUGGGCGCGGUACCAUCAAACGCUGAUAUCGCAUCUGUCAUGGGAUAGCGCGCCCGUCACUGUCGGACAGGUCUGGAACAUCUUGUAUGCCUUGGUCACGCUGUACCCCGACUUGGAGUCGUUCCGGCUGGAGCUGGCGGGCCCGGACAGCGCCCAGCUCGCCGAAGCCCUUCAAGCCACAGGGAUUGCAACGGCACGACCGAAGCCGUCGCGGCCAGAGCAUGUACUGCCAGCAUCAGCAUCAUCGUCAUCGUCAUCGUCAUCGUCAUCGUCUUCGUCGGCGUCGGCAACCGCCAACCCUCAAGUUUCCAUCACGCGGUCCGCCUUCUGGCAAGGGGCAGCUUCACCCUUCGGCACGCGGCCGGCUUGGGUGGCUCACCCGGAUCUGUACAAUCACCUGCCCGGCCCGGCGCUGACCGCGUCAUAUCCUGCUUUUCCAUACGAGCAUACCCUGACUUUCAGCCUGGAAGGCCGACCAGUGCACGCGCAGCAUCCCAUCCGGCCGCCGAAGCCGGUCCGCGGCGCCGUCAUCUACAGUCGCUACAUCCCUCACUUGGACGAGUUCUUUUCCAUGGUGCACCUGGACUGGCAGGAUGAGACGCACCUACAGCUCUUCCAUGAAUGGCAGAACGACCCGCGCGUGUCGCAAGGCUGGAACGAGACCGGCACGCUGGAUCAGCAUCGAGAAUAUCUGCGCAAGAUUGACCAAGAUCCGCAUCAAUCGGCCAUUCUGGCCAAGUUCAACGAUAUCUUCUUUGCCUAUUUCGAGAUCUACUGGGCCAAGGAGGACCAUAUGGGCGUCUACCUCUCUCCCGCCCCAGGAGACUGGGAUCGCGGCCGCCAUUCUCUGGUCGGCGAUGUGCGGUAUCGAGGCCCGCACCGCGCUUCGGCAUGGUGGUCCAGCCUGGUGCACUACCUGUUCCUCGAUGAGCCGCGCACCAUGACCAUCGUCGGAGAGCCAAAGUACACCAACGCCAAUGUGCUGGGCUACGACGCCGCCAAUGGAUUCCAUAUCCACAAGUUGGCCGACCUGCCGCACAAACGCUCCGCCAUCGUCAGGUGCGAGCGCCUCCGGUUCUUCCAGUCGGUAGGGUUUGGUCUGCCGGGAGGGAAUGUCAAGAUCGCCGAGGGGAGGGGAGGGAAAUCGACAAGGGGGGCGGAGAAACAGGUGGCGAAAUCGACAACGGGGUCGGACAAGCAGGUGGUUGCGAAGCUGUGA
This is a messenger RNA of Capronia epimyces CBS 606.96, 1551 nucleotides long. RefSeq lists its product as uncharacterized. NCBI's taxonomy places the organism in Eukaryota, Fungi, Ascomycota, Eurotiomycetes, Chaetothyriales, Herpotrichiellaceae. Gene Ontology annotation, biological process: siderophore biosynthetic process. The transcript has 2 exons. Bases 1 to 1551 code for a protein of 516 amino acids. The record is from RefSeq and is a predicted model, not a curated record.